GAGAGGACAAUAAAAAUCCUUCUACAAGCUCUGAACAUCUAUUUGAAGUUGAGAUUUUUGCCGAUGAGUUGAACAUUCGUCAAAGAAUUAAUUACUCACACUCCUUUGCUACCAGUCUCUUUCUGUCCUUCCACAAAAUUAUUUCUUAUGUUUUCCAGAAACAGUUUAUAUUUUCCUCCCUUUUUGUAAUUUGAAAUUGCGAUGUUGAGAAAGUCUGUGAUGCAUAGCAACACCUUCAGUAUAGCACUUCCCCACUGGUCAUACAGAAGAUUAAUUUAAAAAUACCAACAAAAAUUUAAAAUCAUAAAAGACAAGUGUCACUAGAAAUGAGGAAAAAAUUUCAAUUAACUUAAAACUAAAUUAACGAAAAAACAAAUCAAAAAAAUAUCUGAGAAAGAAAUCCUAGAAAUAAACUGUUCAAUAAGAGAAGAAUUUGAGGAGCCAAAUAUAUGGUGAAUUUAUUCUUCUUGGAGUGUGAAUGGUUUCUCCUCAUCUAAUCUUGGUAGCACUACCAAAAUCAUUCCAUUUAUCACUGAAAUGAGUUGUAUUUUUGGAUAUUUACAAAAUUUUUACUUGAUGGAGAAAAUGUUAUGGAUUCAUUUCUAUCUUGGUUUACUGUCUGCAGGUUUCAUUACAGCCAAAGCCAUUCAACCACAAGAAUUUGUCCAAAUUCCAGUCAACCAAUCAGUGAUAGAAGGAUCAACAGCUACUUUAAAAUGUCAAGUUAAAAAUAGAGUAGGAAAAUUACAAUGGACAAAAAAUAAAUUUAUUUUAGGCGUAGACCGAAAUUUACCAAGUUAUGAAAGAUAUUCAAUGGUUGGAAAUCCAGCAAGAGACGAGUUCCAUCUACGAAUUGUAUCUGCUAAAUUAGAAGAUGAUGGCUUGUAUCAAUGUCAGGUUGGACAAACAGAAGAAGCUGAAGGCAUCAGAAGCAACACUGUUAAACUCACAGUUUUAUUUCCACCUGACCCACCACAGAUUUUAGAAGCACCAAUUGCCGCAGUUAUAUUAGGAAAACCUACCAAUAUUACAUGUCUUGUGAAAAAUGGGAAACCAGGAGCUAAAAUUACGUGGUACCUGGCAGGAAAGUUGAUGAAUCGGAAAUUAUAUUCAACUGAAAUGUUUACUAAACCAAACAAACGAGUUGAUACAAAAGGCAAUAUAAUGUUAAUACCUAAAACAGAACAUUCUGGAAAACUACUAGAAUGCCAUGCUAUAAAUGAAGCUUUACAAAAUCCAUAUGUGACAAGGGUUACAUUAAAUGUUCAAUAUCCUCCAGAUAUUACAAUGAAAAUAAAUAUUACAGGAAAAAUUAGGCAAGGAAUGAAUGUACAGUUAGCAUGUGAGGGUUUUGCUAAUCCACAACAGAUUAAAUGGAAAUGGUAUCGUAAUGGGAAACACUUAGCUCGGCAAACAGCAAGUGUUUUGAAUCUGCCGUCCAUAUCUCAUGUGUACCAUGACAAUACAAUCACAUGUGAAGCUACAAAUUCAAUUGGUAGUACGCGCAAAGAAAAAAGGCUGGAUAUCAAAUAUGGUCCACGUUUCAUUAGUGCUAGUAGUCAUGUAGCAGUAGACCCGAGAGAGAAUGCUAAGCUGAAGUGUGAAGCUGAUGGUAAUCCUCAACCGAGCAUCAUUUGGCGGAAAAAAGGUUCCCAUAAUAUCUUGGGAAGUGGUUCGACCUUGGAGCUUGUAGAAGUCAAUGAUGCAGACCUAGGCACCUACUAUUGUACAGCCACAGUUGUUGGUUUUAGUGAAAUCAGUCGAGAAGUACUGCUUUUAAAGAAUGGUCCUCCUCGCAUUAUGAGUGACGGAAAAUUUUAUACAAGUCAAGAGAAAACAGCACACAUUGAAUGUAUUGCUAUAUCCGUCCCGAAACCAGUCAGUAUGUAUUGGAUGAAGAAUGGCAGAACGCUUGAUAAUACAAACUCAGACCGUUUUUCAACGAAUAAUGAAGAAUUACCAUAUGGUAUGAAGAGCACAUUAGAAAUCCUUAAAGUCCACAAAGAGGAUUUUGGCAGUUACAACUGCAGUGUGGCCAACAAAUAUGGUGAAGAUAUAGCCAUUAUUACACUGGCUGAGAAAGAUGUCUUACCAAUGCCAUAUAUAAUUGGUGGCGCCGUAGGAAGUGUAGCAGUCAUUUUAAUCAUUAUUUUAGCUUGUGUGAUAUACCAUAGAUACAAAAACACUGACUCAGGUGCUGACUCUUAUACAGAUUCUGAUAGCACUAUGGAGAAAAAGAAAGAUGUAAAAUCAGAAUCACCAACACUGAUGGGACAAUGGCGCCAGGACUACAACAAAGACCUUUACCGUUAUUCAGAUAACUUCGAUGAAGUUUAUAAUUCCAAGAGUAACAACAACGCACAUAUACUCUACACAGAACCCUAUUAUAUGGACCCCAGUAACAGGGAGGGCAGUAUGACAUCUCAACCUUAUGACUAUGUUUCCAGACCAGGCUUAACUGAUGUACCUGGUCCUGCUGAUAGAUAUGAAUCUAACUACAAUCGGACUUUUGUGCCAAGGAGCUUUAAAUCUGAUAUCAGCGAUACUUAUUCAAUGCUGCGAUUACCUCCAGCGGAUCUGUCUAACACCAAGUUUGCAACAAAUGUAUAAAUUCUAUAUGAUGUGAUAAAAGUAAAAUGUUAAAAUACAACCAAACUAAGCCACACAUAGACAAAUCAAAACAAAUUGUGCAAAUGUUCGGUGAAAAUGUAUUACAAAACAAAAUAUAGAAAUUUUAAAAAAAACAUUCUUCCUGAGAAAAAAAA
Molecule: messenger RNA, 2765 nt
Organism: Octopus sinensis (East Asian common octopus)
Lineage: Eukaryota; Metazoa; Mollusca; Cephalopoda; Octopoda; Octopodidae
Product: irregular chiasm C-roughest protein
Exons: 14
Coding region: 538-2610 (690 amino acids)
Biological process (GO): cell-cell adhesion
Cellular component (GO): cell-cell junction
Molecular function (GO): cell adhesion molecule binding
Source: RefSeq, a predicted model, not a curated record